Molecule: messenger RNA, 782 nt
Organism: Salvia splendens (bonfire salvia)
Lineage: Eukaryota; Viridiplantae; Streptophyta; Magnoliopsida; Lamiales; Lamiaceae
Product: EG45-like domain containing protein 2
Exons: 3
Coding region: 169-570 (133 amino acids)
Source: RefSeq, a predicted model, not a curated record
CUUCACCAUAAAUUGGCUCGUUUCAUUAACUAUUUCAAUCGCACUUAUCAAAUCUAUAUUUCUUCACUACAAAUUUGAUUCAAUCCAUAACCCUUUUCAACCAAAAUCAUCAAAUAUAUAUCCCUUACAAACUUUCAUACAUAUAGUAGUCCUUAAAUCAUUUUCUCAAUGACUAUGACUUUAAAACUAGCCUUUGCCAUUACAAUAUUGCUAACCAUUUCAUUCAACCAAAUUGUUUCCGGCGACAUCGGGACCGCUACUUCCUACAACCCUCCGUACACACCUACAAGGUGCAAUGGCAAUAGAGCAGACCAAUUCCCAUCAGGAAACUUGUUUGUGCAAGUGAGUGAAGGGUUGUGGGACAACGGCGCCGCCUGCGGCCGCCGAUACAGGCUCCGGUGCCUUAGCGGCAACAACCGGCCUUGCAAGGGGGGCACGGUGGACGUGAGGGUGGUCGAUUUUUGCACCCGCCGGCCAUGCCCUUCGACUAUAGUGAUGUCGACCGACGCCUUCGCCGCCGUCUCCAAAUCCCCUGAUGCUAAAAUCAACAUCGAAUUUAUCCAGAUUUGACAUCAAAUAUGGGCAUUGCGUGUUUGCUGUGGAGAAAGUAACUCUAGCUUUAUUUAAUUUGGAGGUGUAGCUUAUUUUAAGUAAUAUUAGUAGUAUAUGAAUUUUACAAGAUUAUGAGUUUCAUAUCUUAAUUAGUAGUAAUGUAUUUUGUGUUCGGAUUUUGGACUAAAGAUGUAAGCUCCGAGGUGUAUCAGUAAAUGACUCUUACUAAA